This is a messenger RNA of Physeter macrocephalus (sperm whale), 1505 nucleotides long. It is a transcript of the gene C1QTNF5, whose product is annotated as C1q and TNF related 5. Gene Ontology annotation, cellular component: cell projection; plasma membrane. Gene Ontology annotation, molecular function: protein binding. NCBI's taxonomy places the organism in Eukaryota, Metazoa, Chordata, Mammalia, Artiodactyla, Physeteridae. Bases 340 to 1098 code for a protein of 252 amino acids. The transcript has 3 exons. The record is from RefSeq and is a predicted model, not a curated record.
ACUUUGGCCGGCCGCCUGGCGACACCACGAGUUAUUUCCCUGCUAUUUCCCGGCCCGGGAUCUUGGCCCCCGAACAACUGGUUUCCUCUUGGAGUCUGGGAGGAGCAGAGCAGAGCCGGCAAGAAACGAACCGGGACCAGGGGGACGCCGAGGGCAGGGGGCGCCUGGCUAGAGAGAAGCGCAGGGAAGGAAGGUAGCAAGCAGGGGUCAACUGGAGGGUCCGGAGUAGCGAGAGCCCCGAAGGAGGCCACAGAGAAAGCGAGCAGCAGCCCCGGGAGCCGGGAGGGGGCCCACAGACGACCAGAGGCCUGCGGCGUCCGGGCUCCGCGUGCCAGCGCCAUGAGGCCGCUCCUCGCUCUGCUGCUCCUGGGCUUGGCGGCCGGCUCGCCCCCGCUGGACGACAACAAGAUCCCCAGCCUAUGCCCGGGGCACCCCGGCCUUCCCGGCACGCCCGGCCACCAUGGCAGCCAGGGUCUGCCCGGCCGCGACGGCCGCGACGGCCGCGAUGGCGCGCCCGGGGCUCCGGGAGCGAAAGGCGAGGGCGGGAGGCCGGGUAAGAAGCGCCUCCGCUGGGAGGCGGGCCUCCCGGGGCCGCGUGGGGAGCCCGGGCCGCGAGGAGAAGCAGGCCCCGUGGGGGCGGCCGGGCCAGCAGGCGAGUGCUCGGUGCCUCCGCGCUCCGCCUUCAGCGUCAAGCGCUCAGAGAGCCGGGUGCCCCCGCCGUCGGACGCGCCCCUACCCUUCGACCGCGUGCUGGUGAAUGAGCAGGGACAUUACGACGCCGUCACCGGCAAGUUCACCUGCCAGGUGCCCGGGGUCUACUACUUCGCCGUCCAUGCCACCGUCUACCGGGCUAGCCUGCAGUUCGAUCUGGUCAAGAAUGGAGAGUCCAUCGCCUCUUUCUUCCAGUUCUUCGGGGGGUGGCCCAAGCCAGCCUCGCUCUCCGGGGGCGCCAUGGUGAGGCUGGAGCCCAAAGACCAGGUGUGGGUACAGGUGGGCGUGGGUGAUUAUAUUGGCAUCUACGCCAGCAUCAAGACAGACAGCACCUUCUCUGGAUUUCUAGUGUAUUCUGACUGGCACAACUCCCCUGUCUUUGCUUGAUGCCCACUGGAAAGUGAGCGCAUGCUGUCUCAAUCGAAGGGCAGGAGGGCAUGACACUGACAGCCACAUCAUCCAGGAGGGCUGGGCCCCCUGGAAUGUUGUGAAUGACCGCAGAGGUGGGGUGGGGGCCUCUCCGUUCUGCUGCCGGCAGGGGAUGGGGACAGAGGCUGACAUCAGGGCUGGCAGCACGGGGCAGUGGCUGGAUUUCUGCCCUAGACCAAAGGAGUGCUGGCAGGCAGCGUGCUGGCGGUGUGCUGGCAGGUGUGAGUCCCCGCAGUUGCUCUGGCCCAGGACCCCAAGGUGGGGUGCUCCCUUCCUAGUCCUCUGCUUCUCUGGGUCCUCCCUCAUCCCUCCUGCUCCUGGGCCCUUUUCUCAGAGAUCAUUUAAUAAAUCUUAAAACAACAACA